Messenger RNA from Exaiptasia diaphana, 3904 nucleotides. RefSeq names its product protein RCC2. Bases 101 to 1567 code for a protein of 488 amino acids. The record is from RefSeq and is a predicted model, not a curated record. NCBI's taxonomy places the organism in Eukaryota, Metazoa, Cnidaria, Anthozoa, Actiniaria, Aiptasiidae. The transcript has 10 exons.
GCAGCUGCAGAAAUAGCCCCAUUUGCAUGUAUGAAUGAAGGUCUGAAAUUCUAGCGACGAUAAAAAGGAUUGAAAGGUCAUUUUCCCAAAAGCAAGAUAAAUGCCCCCAAAAAWUAAAACAGCAGAAGAAAGCGAAUUUGAACCAGAAUGCAAGCGAAGCCGGCCCGACCUCGAAAACGAAGGUGAUUUGAAAAUCGCCGAUGAGAUCUCACCAAAAAAGGCAGACAAUGGCUCGACCGAGGAGAAUUCUGUUUCAGAACAGAACUCUAAAGCUGAAUCAGGAAAUAAGAAGACAAAAGAAGAAAAGUGUGGUGCUUUAUUGCUGUGUGGAGGGACUAACUGGGACUUAGCUGGGAGAAAAGAGUUGCCCAAAUCAGCMAAAAAUCUUGGUGGACCCAAUUUAUGGGAACCUCAUGUCAUUUCAACAUUAUCUGGCAUWAGRAUACGRCAUGUUGCAUCUGGUCCUUCYGCUUGUCAUAGUGUGAUUAUUACCGAGAGUGGAACUGCUAUGAGUUUUGGCCGUAAUGACAAAGGUCAACUAGGGCAUGGUACCACUGACCGCUGUGAUAAACCAAAAAUUAUUGAGAGAUUGAAGUAUUACAAUAUAACCCAGGCCAGUUGUGGAAAAGGUCACACUCUAGUUCUUACUGAUGAUGGAAGAGUGUUUGGCUUUGGUGAGAAUAGACUUGCACAACUUGGACAAGGUCACCAAAAAGCUGUUUUACCCCACCCUAUGCAGGUUAUGCAUCCUAACAAUAAAACAGUCAUCAAAGUGGCCUGCGGUGCUGAAUUUAGCAUGUUCGUUGAUGAAGAAAACAAUCUCUUCUCAUUUGGAAGUCCUGAACAUGGCCAACUAGGUCACAACACAGAUGGGCAGUACAUUGUAGCAUCAAAUAAACUUGGCUAUCAGUGCGAACUUCUACCAAGAAAGCUCAACGUUUUUGUUGAGCGGAAUAGAGAGGGAUUUGUCAACGUUGUUGAAAAUGUUAAAGUGGUUGACUUGGCCUGUGGAAACCAUCACUCGAUGAUUCGAGAUAGCCAAGGGCGUGUCUUUACAUGGGGGUUUGGUGGUUAUGGCCGACUGGGGCACCAACAACCCAAAGAUGAGCAUGUACCUCGUCUGCUUGCAUUCUUCAAUAACAGAGGCAGCCCAUCAUCCAUAUUUGCAGGAUCGGCGUACUCCAUGUGUGUCAGUCAAGGUCAAUUGUAUUUCUGGGGGCAGACAAAGCCAUCAGGAGAGGCCGCCAUGUACCCWAAACGAGUCGAGGACCUUAGUGGCUGGGAUGUAAGAAGCGUUGGUUGCUCGAAAACCAGUAUUGUGGUCGCUGCUGAUGAGAGUGUUGUCAGCUGGGGACCAAGCCCCACAAGUGGUGAACUGGGCUAUGGACUGAAAAAAGGUGGAUCCAAGUCUUCAACGCGUCCACAGAUCGUAGAACCGCUAGAGGGUGUAUAUGUGUAUUCAGUUGCGUGUGGAUUAUCUCAUACCCUGUUCAUUGCACGUGACGACAAACCAGAAGACAAAGAAAAUCUUUCUAAAGUCCCAGUUUAUGAACCGAGCGAGCUUUGACGUCAUUGAGAGGUUGCCAUGGUGACCUUGACGAGAAACCCGAUUAAAUCCCGCGGGAAAGGUGAUUCUUUCGGGAUUGGCUGAACUUAAAGAGAGAAGGUCAGGACAACGGUGCAAAAAAGGGGGAUUUUUGAGGGGGAAGGGUAUAUAUCCCAUCAUGCCACCUGCUUUUUCCAUUGUUUUGACCUCCUCUUUUUGAAGCUUUAUUGUUCAUGUACAGCAGCAACACUAAACGCUGGUUGAUUUGUUGWGGGCUCAUUUUGCAUAGUCCGCUAUGGACGGGGUUCCUGUGGUGGGAAGGCAUAGGAACCCCAUUUCUGGCUGGAAAGGAGAGAGUUUUCAACACAUACAACUUUUUUUUGGCCAUAAAUUAUGACUUAAUUCGUCCAAAUUGAGUAAAAGGUUUGAAAAGGAUAGGAUAGUGUGUGGUUUGCAUGCAGCUUUUCGUAGUUUCUACAUCGUUCCUGUUCCUAAUAACGCUUCUUACCGCACUUAAAUGAAAAAAACAUCGGAAAAUUAGAGUCUUGAUGCUAUCUUGAGUUUAAUUCGGAGAAAUUAAGGUAGUUUUUGCUUGCGGUCAAGGCGCUAGUUUUCUUCGACUAUCACUUUCGCUAUUGAAAAGCCGCAACCUCACUUAUAAGAACACAGGAUUUGCUUUACGUCGUUACUUAAACGCUGAAAAAAACGUAAGAUAUCCGUUAAGAGGGCCUCGUCAACACUAGUACAUUUUCGCUGCGUUGUGUUUUUCAUUCAUUUUGAGGAUGGUAAGACACGAAAACGCAAAUCUGAGAACUUUCAUUCUACGCGCCUUAUAUUCUAGUCAAACAUUCCRCARGGGUCGAUAACAAUUGCACAAUUUUCCAUCAAUUGUACAAUCAUUCCUUACAAUCAAUGAUAAUUAAACUUGAUCAAAAUUUAUAUGAUUGUCAGGCCCUGUUUUUCCUGCGCAUCGGCCUUGCUCAAGCAAUAUGAAUGGUUUURCAUGGCUAUGGCAUCAUUUUCACUUCGAAUUUCCUCGCGUUGAAUUGAAAAGCGCGCGGCUUUGKAGAGCAGUUUACGUAGUAGACUUAAAACCAAAGCUCUGCGUUUCUUUUCAAUAUCAAAUUAGCUUCGACUUAACAGAGAUCGUUUUCAAACUGCAUCCUACCGAAACUCUCGCUUUUCCAGUUCAAAUUUUCCAUGUUCGCUUGUAAAAAGAAUUUAUUUAAACAUGAAUAUGUAAAGAGAACUUAUGUUUGUUGAAAUUGUUAUGACUUAAGAUAAAUUAGAAGUUAUAGAUCGAAGGCACUAUCUAUAUUACGUUUGUUGAUAAUGUUUUAUUUAUGUUCAAGUUUUGAUAUAUGAGAUCAGAGUUCGUGGUGUACCCUUAAUUACAAGAAAAAUUCCUUGCAAAAAUUAAUGRGCCAUAGUCCWCCAGCAUCCCUUUCGAGCGUUUGUUUAUGUUUAAAAAUAAAAAUACAUCGUAAUAUAAGCAAAAACUUACUUUUUAUUAUACCUUUAAAUGAAUGGAGAUAUUGUAAGAUUCGACCUUAAAGCCGACGUAUGGAAACGGAUUGCGAAUGGAUAUUCGAAGUCACUUCGUUUCUCGUAAAUGAAAAAUCGUAAACACGACCGCAUUGAAUGCUGGUUGACCAUAGCGCUUUAAGCAUUUUACCACAAUCUGAUWCUAGGAUAGUGGAACUUAUUAAUUUUUGUGUGACAAGGUUUUUUGCAAUAAGGUUUGUACACCAAGGUUAAGAAACUUCGCAUUUCAAAGGAAAAUUACACAUCAUAGAGUAUAGAUUUAAGUGGUUUCUCUGUCAUCCAUAAAAAAAUGUCUAAUCUUCCGAAUGGUUUUCAUAACUGAACCCAAGAAAUAAACUUUGGCAUACUACAAUUUUUCACGCUUUAUUUUUCACGCUUUUCGUUGUCUUUUCUGAGUACAACACUUUAUCACACUUUGUUUCACGGGUUUUUGUUCUUUCUCUAAACCCGUGAAAUACAAUUUAGCGUAUUUUUUUAUAUCAUUCUUAAACGGGUUUAUGAAAACCGCUCUGAAAGAAACAGUUUAGUUGAGGUCUACUACAAGCUGAUUCCGUCAUGGUCGAUGGAAAAUCACUUAUAAAGUAAAACAGACCAAUAGACAUAAAAAAUACCAUAUUUCCAUCGCAAUAUCGUGGUUUUCACGCUUAACUCUAUUUAAACGAGUUUUCCUUUUAUGAAUUUUUGUUUCAUUUCUUCCUAUUUCAUUUUUUGAUCGCAUUUUUUGUAAUGAUCGCACAUUUGUUUAAUGUAUUUACUAUCGUUGCAUUUCAACCUGAUUUAUUGACAAAUAAUUAAAGAUAUUUAAAAUAUGAA